Debaryomyces fabryi is the source of this 537-nucleotide messenger RNA. Its product is annotated as acireductone dioxygenase (Ni2+-requiring). The transcript has a single exon. Gene Ontology annotation, molecular function: acireductone dioxygenase [iron(II)-requiring] activity. Lineage: Eukaryota; Fungi; Ascomycota; Pichiomycetes; Serinales; Debaryomycetaceae. The record is from RefSeq and is a predicted model, not a curated record. Bases 1 to 537 code for a protein of 178 amino acids.
AUGGUUGAAUUCUUCUAUCACGACAACAAAGAUACCCCAGAAAACUUUACUGAUGUUCAUAACUCUGGAGAGACAGUGACGGUGGAAGAUCUUGAUAAGCUUGGAGUGAAGUACUUCCACGUUACAAGUCAGAGCGAAUUAGACGAUAUUGCGAUCAAAAGAGACUAUAAGAAUAGAGACGAGAUCACAUUGAACUUAGAUUCAUUUGGUGGCGACGUGGACGCUUUUAACGCUAAAAUGAAACAAUUUUAUAAGGAACACUACCACGAAGAUGAGGAGAUAAGAUACAUUCGUGAAGGAGAAGGAUAUUUCGAUGUAAGAGAUAAACAGGAUAGGUGGAUAAGAGCCAAGCUUGUUCCUAACGAUAUGCUAGUCUUGCCAGCAGGUAUUUAUCAUCGUUUCACUUUGACUAGUGCGCUCAGACAGGUCAAGGCAGUUAGGUUAUUCAAAGAUGAGCCAAAAUGGGAGGCUAUUAACAGAGAUACCGGUAAGAAUAGCGAAGCUCGUACCGAAUAUUUGAAGACUAUUGCAGUGUAG